This is a messenger RNA of Pochonia chlamydosporia 170, 195 nucleotides long. RefSeq lists its product as hypothetical. The coding region runs from base 1 to 195 and encodes 64 amino acids. Lineage: Eukaryota; Fungi; Ascomycota; Sordariomycetes; Hypocreales; Clavicipitaceae. The record is from RefSeq and is a predicted model, not a curated record. The transcript has a single exon.
AUGAAGUAUGGAGUACGUAACAGAGAAUCAUCAGACAGACAGGCUUUCAAAGAUGGGCAUUGCAUCCGAGUUGUGGCAGACAUUGCUGUAGACAUCAGGCGCUCCUGUCUCAACUCUAUCCUUCUGUCGAAUUCCCGCCCAAUAACCGACUCAUUGUCCUUUGCAACCAUGCGUGGUCUAUUGUUACUCUCGUGA